This is a messenger RNA of Helianthus annuus (common sunflower), 1184 nucleotides long. RefSeq lists its product as uncharacterized. The record is from RefSeq and is a predicted model, not a curated record. Bases 75 to 983 code for a protein of 302 amino acids. Gene Ontology annotation, cellular component: cytoplasm. Gene Ontology annotation, molecular function: mRNA binding. NCBI's taxonomy places the organism in Eukaryota, Viridiplantae, Streptophyta, Magnoliopsida, Asterales, Asteraceae. The transcript has 4 exons.
UUUUAAUUGUAAACUAAAACGAAGGAGUGAAUUUGCUGGUUUUCGGCGUAAAUAACAUCUCCUGUUAAACCCUAAUGAUUCGUCCCAAAACCCUUUGCCUGUAUCAGAUUCGCACACUCUUCAAUCCCCCACACCUUUCAUCUCAAUUCCUACACGAAUUAUCUACUCAACAUACGCCUCUGGAACCAAUUCGUUCCUCUGAAACCGAAACUGAAGACCACAAACAGAAACUUAAGAAACAUUUGAUGAAACUGGAAGCAGAGUUGAGGAAAAAUGGAUCAGACUCAACGAAAGAAACCAGCACAUUGGAAACAUUUUUUACAGAAGCAGUUGGGUUAUCUGAAAAGUGUCAAAAUGAAGAAUCUGAAAAGGGUUUGAAGAAAUUGUCGAGUUUGUUUUCGGGUGCGGGUCGAAAAGAUAAAUUGAAAACAGAGUGUAAGAAGGAAGACGAGUUGAAGGAGUUGUCAGCAGAUAUGGCUGAGUUUGCAAAUUAUUUGCAUACAAAAGGGUAUUUUGGGAAUGCAAAUUUUGUAGCCGAUAAUAAUAAGUUUGAUGUUUAUUGUUUUGUGAAUAGUUAUGGUAGGGAUUAUUUGAAGUUUGCUGCUGAAGAGUUUGGGAAGGAUCACAGGGAAAUUUACAAUUCUGAUGAUUUAAGGUGGCUGCCCACUGCUGAUUUGAAGAAGGUGGCGCAGUUUGGAUGUCCUUCCCUCGGCCGAAAAAAUGUUUUCUCGGCCAAGACCAUGCGCUUUUGUUUUGGCAUCCGAGAAGAAACUGUAUGCAACAAGUGUGUGCUAAAAGAAUCAUGCAAGUUUGCAAACCAGAGCGUGUGGAAGAAGGGGGCGAAGAAUAUGGACUUGGCUGUUGUGAUGAGGGUCAUAACUUUGUAUGGUUUACCUACGCGGUUUGAAGUGCCUGGUGACGUUAGGGCCGCGGUUAAUCGGUUGUUAAAGGAAGUCAUUAGGCUAAGUGAAACAGAAUCUUGAGCUGCCAUAUGACUCUUUAAAAAAUAAACAUAUUGUCAUUUAUAGGGGCUUUGAACAUGUAUAACUGUCACUGCUGACAUUGAACAACACAAUGAAAGUGGAAUGGUUUAGUAUUUGGGUAAGAUUUCUUGAUCCUUGUCUUAUAUAAGCAAACAUGAAUGAUGUCUAAAAUAUCUGUCUAAUAAUUUGUUUAUUUUUACA